AUGAAGCUACCAAUCGCCGUCGCUCUUCUCCUCGUCGCUGUGGCGGUAGCGGCGCGCGUGCCGGCGGCGAGUGCGGCGGGGUGGGUGGAGCUGGAGCUCACGCAGACAGGCACGGCCAGUGAUGCGGCGCUCGCGCAGAGAGCGGCGGGAAUUGCGGUGGAGCAGUACAACGCGCAGACGGUGACAGCGCCGGUAGCAGAACCGCCUGCGGACGGCGGAACCAAGAAGCUUAGACCCUCCAACCUUGCCAUGCAUUCGAACAGCCACAGCAGUGGUGGCAAUGGCUGCACCAAUAGCCGCGGCGGUGGCAGAACCGAUGGGAGCAGUGACGGCAGGGCAGCACUGGUGGCAGCAGUGGUGGCGUUAGCAGUGACAGCUCCUUGUGAUGAAGCCCUGACCCCGUCUCCUCCUUUCCAUCUGUGCCCACCCCAUCCCUCCCCUUCGUGCUCCCCCUCCUGCUCUCCCUCCCCCUCCUCCUGCUCACCCUCCUGCUCCCCCUCCCCCUCCCCCUCCUGCUCCCCCUCCUGCUCUCCCUCCCCCUCCUCCUGCUCACCCUCCUGCUCCCCCUCCCGCUCCCCCUCCUGCUCCCCCUCCUGCUCUCCCUCCCCCUCCCUAUCCUGCUCACCCUCCUGCUCCCCCUCCCCCUCCCCCUCCUGCUCCCCCUCCUGCUCUCCCUCCCCCUCCCUAUCCUGCUCCCCCUCCUGCUCUCUCUCCCCCUCUUCCUCCCUCCAGGGAUCUGCGCUCUCCCUGGCAGCGGUUCAAUCCGCGGAAGUAUUUGUGCCCGCCGACGUGGGGCGGAGGGCCGUCGUUCGCGUGGCUUUCACCGUCGGGGAGCAGGAGGGCGUGCUGCGGAGGCUGCUGCGUGGCCCUAGCAGCACAGUCGCAGUGAAGGCGGAGAUUGCGGGAACCUCGCAUGAACUGCACCGGUAUAAGCUGGAGAGUUUUAGUACUUCUGUUUGA
Closterium sp. NIES-65 is the source of this 960-nucleotide messenger RNA. NCBI's taxonomy places the organism in Eukaryota, Viridiplantae, Streptophyta, Zygnematophyceae, Desmidiales, Closteriaceae. The record is from the annotation of a GenBank genome assembly.